CGCCCCCGAGUGGCGCGCUCGCAUUCUCGAUUUAAUUUAGUGAUGCACCCAUUUAAACUCGCGAACAAUUCAAAAGUGAAUCUUGUGUUAAAUGUAUCAAUAUCUAAAUUAAACUAAUCACAAGCAGUCGCCAUGGGGGAUCUGUUCAGGAGCGAGGAGAUGGUGCUAUGCCAGCUGUUCGUACAAUCAGAGGCCGCUUAUGUGUCCAUGUACGAACUGGGCGAAGCAGGAAUAGCACAGUUCAGAGACUUGAAUCCCCACGUGAACGACUUCCAGCGGCGCUACGUGUCCGAAGUGAGGCGAUGUAGCGAGAUGGAAAGGAAACUCCGGUGGGUUGCCGGGGAGUUGCCUGAACCACCGCCCCCGCCCAAAAUAUCUCCCAGCAACCUUAGUCCAAGGGAGAUUAAUAUAUUAGAAGAAAGAAUUGACUAUAUCGAAUCAGAAAUACAAGAAAUCACACGAAAUGCCCGCAACCUGAAGUCAGACUAUCUAUCUCUUUUGGAACUGAAGAUUUUAAUUGAGAAGACGCAAACGUUUUUCCAGGAUCAAAGUGCUCACAGAAAGAUCUCGGCGUCGGUCCAAAUAUAUAAUAAUGAAGGUGUAUUGGGGCAUUUGGGUUUCAUUGCUGGAGUCGUGGCGACACACAGAGUGCCUUCAUUCGAGAAAAUGCUAUGGAGAAUAUCACACGGAAAUAUUUUCUUCAAACAAGCACAUAUUGAGAAACCACUGAAGGACCCUGUUACAGGCCAUGAGUUACAGAAGACGGUUUUCGUGGUGUUCUUCCAUGGAGAACAGAUAAAACUGCGAGUUAAAAAGGUAUGCAACGGGUUCCAAGCCACGCUGUACCCCUGCCCUGCUACAUACAAGGACCAGCAGGAUAUGCUGGCGGGGGUCGAGACCAGAAUCAAGGAUUUGGAGAUACUUCAAAAUAUGUUCAGCAUGGACAUUGUGAAGAAGUGCCUUAUAGCAGAAUGCUGGGUACCAAGGCGGGAUCUCUACAUAUUGCAGAAGGCAUUGGAUUAUGGCUUAAUUAAAGCAAGCGGCAGUCCGAUUCCAUCGAUUUUGCAUUAUGUCCCUACCAAAGAAAUACCGCCGACGUUCAACCGAACCAACAAAUUCACUAGGGGCUUCCAGAACCUCAUUGAUUCCUAUGGAAUCGCCAGUUACAGAGAAGUUAAUCCAGCUCUAUACACGAUCAUUACAUUCCCCUUCUUGUUUGCUGUGAUGUUCGGUGACGUGGGACAUGGUCUGCUGAUGACUUUAUUCGCUUCCAUUGUUGUCUUAUUCGAGAAGAAACUGGCCAAAAAGAAGACCGACAACGAAAUCUGGAACAUAUUCUUCGGAGGACGCUACAUAAUUCUUCUCAUGGGCAUAUUCUCCAUAUACACCGGUUUAAUAUACAACGAUAUAUUCUCCAAAUCGUUAAAUAUAUUUGGAAGCAGAUGGAGGAAUGUGUAUGACAAUGAGACGCUGUUGAAUAAUAAAAUGCUUGAAUUAGAUCCAGCAGAGGCAUAUAGUCAGACACCGUACCCUUUCGGAUUGGAUCCUGUUUGGGAGUUCGCCGCAAAUAACAUAAUAUUUUUGAACUCGUUCAAAAUGAAGCUGUCCAUUAUAUUUGGGGUGAUACACAUGGCGUUCGGUGUGACAAUGAGUGUGGUAAACUUCAAUUUCUUCAGGAGAACGGAGCUGAUAUAUCUACAGUAUAUACCCCAAAUUUUAUUUCUGCUGCUGUUGUUUUGGUAUUUAUGUAUACUCAUGUUUAUGAAAUGGACCAUGUAUUCAGCUAUAUCAACAGAUCCAGCAUACGGCACUUCUUGCGCCCCAUCUGUCCUCAUAAUCUUCAUCAACAUGAUGCUGCUGAAGGAGACAGAGUCCAAACCUCCGUGCAGAGCGCUCAUGUAUGAUGGACAGGACGCCCUGCAGAAAACAUUCUUGGUGAUUGCGUAUAUUUGUGUACCGAUAAUGCUGUUCGGGAAACCGGUGUAUCAAAUGAUGGCAGCUAAGAAACGGAAGCAAUAUCGUCAAGGCGUAGAGAGCGGAGAGGUCGACGAGCAUGACGACGAGCAUGACGGCGGUAUGGGAGAAGUGUUAAUCACACAAGCCAUACACACGAUAGAGUACGUGCUAGGCACUGUGAGCCAUACGGCAUCAUACUUACGACUCUGGGCACUUUCAUUAGCUCAUGCACAGUUAUCGGCCGUGCUGUGGCAGCGAGUGUUGCGCAUUGGCCUCAGCGGUGGGUCACCAGUCAACUCUAUUGCUUUGUUCGUGAUAUUCGCUAUAUGGGCGUUCUUCACUCUUGCCAUACUGGUGCUCAUGGAAGGACUGUCUGCCUUCUUGCACACUCUGCGAUUGCAUUGGGUGGAAUUCAUGAGUAAGUUCUACGAAGGUCACGGCUACGCCUUCGCGCCAUUCUCAUUCUCGGCAAUCCUCGAGAAUGAUGACGAGGAUCCACCGGCUCAAACCAACGGCGCCCCGCCCGAGUGAUACGAGCUCACUAGUCUACAAGCUAGCAAUAAUUAAGCCAGUUAGGGAUGUGACAUUCUAUGUAAAAUCGAUUAUUUUGUAGACAUUAUCGAUUAAAUAUAAAUAGAUUUACAUUGAAUAAUAAUCGAUUAUUUUUUCAUAUCUAAAUUUUAGUGCCUUUGUUUGGCGUACUUGUUUUUUUUAAUUUUGGUCAAUUUGUAAUAUAAAAGAAGAAUAAAAUAUUCUAUUUAAAAAUCUAUUAAUAUAUAUUAAAAUCGAAAAUUUCUUUUUCUAUUAUCGACUAUUUUUCACAUCUCUAUAGCCAGUAUCUUCUAGGACUUUCGCAAGUCAAACUACUUCUAGAAUUUAAGACUACUUCAAUAAUUCAAUUUUUUUUUAUAUUACAUGUAAAUUUUGGUUACGAUCUAGUGCCAUAUAAGGUACAUUCCUGUUUGAAUGUACCUUAUAUGGCACUAGAAUGUAACCAAAAUAUUUUUUUAUAUAACAACAACCUGUAGGGAUUCUAGACAUACACAAUUUCUAGAAAAUUAAUUUAAAAACGAAUCUGAAUUUUUGUAACCACCUCAUUUAAAAAUUAAACGAAGUUUUUUGUAUGUUCUUCUUUAGCUCAAAAGCACUCCGAACUGACGGUAGAUUUGACAUAUCAUAAGGAUCUGUAAUAGACCUACAUUAAUAAAGAGCUAUCAUAAUUAUAUACAUAUAAAAAAUAUGUUGUUUUAAGUGAGUACUUUUUACAUGUAUUUAAU
This is a messenger RNA of Achroia grisella, 3233 nucleotides long. Its product is annotated as V-type proton ATPase 116 kDa subunit a 1-like. Gene Ontology annotation, molecular function: proton-transporting ATPase activity, rotational mechanism; ATPase binding. The transcript is spliced from 15 exons. Gene Ontology annotation, biological process: vacuolar acidification; proton transmembrane transport. The record is from RefSeq and is a predicted model, not a curated record. NCBI's taxonomy places the organism in Eukaryota, Metazoa, Arthropoda, Insecta, Lepidoptera, Pyralidae. Gene Ontology annotation, cellular component: vacuolar proton-transporting V-type ATPase complex; vacuolar proton-transporting V-type ATPase, V0 domain; plasma membrane. The coding region runs from base 133 to 2487 and encodes 784 amino acids.